Molecule: messenger RNA, 2233 nt
Organism: Elaeis guineensis (African oil palm)
Lineage: Eukaryota; Viridiplantae; Streptophyta; Magnoliopsida; Arecales; Arecaceae
Product: alpha-mannosidase I MNS5
Biological process (GO): endoplasmic reticulum mannose trimming; mannose trimming involved in glycoprotein ERAD pathway; carbohydrate metabolic process
Cellular component (GO): membrane
Molecular function (GO): calcium ion binding; mannosyl-oligosaccharide 1,2-alpha-mannosidase activity
Source: RefSeq, a predicted model, not a curated record
GCCACACCGACCUCACCCAAUCCAAUCACAAGUCCCGCUGGGUCUUGAAGAUAUGGCUCGGGAAUAAAUUAAAAUUUUCGCAGGCCUGACCGCCCCAGUUAUAGGUCCAAAGAUAGACGCCGGCGCUGGGUGGGAGCGGCGAAUCUUGGUAGCUGACCACGGAGGGGGCACGAGGGAAGAGAAAGGCCCGUCUGGUGUCGCGCUAGAUUUUGGGCGACUAGCGAGGUCAUGCCGGCCGCAAGAUCUGCUUCCGGGCCCGCGAGAUGGGGCCUCUUAUCUCUGCUGAUCCUCUCCGCGUUCUCCCACCCCGCCGCCGGCUUCGGAGCUGCGAAGAAGGCGUACAUGCGAGAGAAGGUCCGGAAAAUGUUUUAUCAUGCAUAUGAAAACUACAUGGCUCAUGCUUUUCCGCAUGAUGAACUAAAGCCUCUGACCAAAACUUUCACAGACUCCCUCAGUGAGCUUGGGAAUUUGAAGCUUGAAUACUUACCCCAAAAUUAUAAUGGAUCAGCCUUAUCACUUAUUGAAUCACUGUCAAGUCUUGUUGUCUUAGGUAACUUCACAGAAUUUCAAAGAGGAGUUCUUUGGCUUUCUGAUAACCUGACGUUUGACGUAGAUGCUCGGGUAAAUCUGUUUGAGUGCAACAUAAGAGUUCUUGGGGGGCUUAUUUCUGCACAUAUACUUGCAACUGAUACUAAAAGCAGGUUAGAUCAUGGAUUAUACAAGAAUCAAUUGCUCAAUCUUGCUGAAGACUUGGGACAACGCUUCCUACCUGCAUUUGAUAGUCCCACUGGCUUGCCAUAUGCAUGGAUUAAUCUGAAGAAUGGAGUAAUGGAAAAUGAGACAACUGAAACUAGCACAUCGGGUUGUGGUUCUCUUAUUCUUGAAAUGGGAGCAUUGUCACGAUUAACUGGUGACUCUAAAUAUGAAGCUGUGGCUCUUCGUGCUCUCCGCAAAUUAUGGAGCAUGAGAAGUUCUCUGAAUCUUUUAGGUACAACUCUUGAUGUUGUCACUGGGGAGUGGAUAGAAUGUUCAUCCGGCAUUGGCGCUGGAGUUGAUUCAUUCUACGAAUAUUUAAUCAAAGCCUACAUUCUUUUUGGAAGUGAUGAGUACUGGGACAUCUUUCAUUCAGCUUAUCUAGCUGUGCAGAAAUACUUCCGGCAUGGCCCAUGGUAUCAUGAAGCUGAUAUGAGAACCGGAAGAGCAACCUACUGGCAGCUCACAAGCCUUCAAGCUUUCUGGCCUGGUCUUCAGAUUCUUGUGGGAGAUAUUGCUGCCGCCAACUCAUCACAUCGUGAAUUUUUCCAUGUAUGGCAGAGGUUUGGUGUGCUACCUGAAAGGUAUCUUUUGGACCAUGACAUGUUGCAUCCUACGGAGAGAUAUUAUCCAUUGCGCCCUGAACUUGCCGAAUCUACAUUUUACCUUUAUCAAGCAACUAAAGAUCCUUGGUACAUGGAAGUGGGCGAAUCAAUCAUCAACUCUCUUAAUUCUUAUGCCAAAGUGGAUGGUGGUUUUGCAAGUAUCAGAGAUGUUAUGACCAUGCAACAAGAAGAUCAUCAGCAUAGCUUCUUCCUUUCUGAAACGUGUAAAUAUCUUUAUCUUCUAUUUGAUGAUUCAUUUUUGGCCGAUAAAAAUUAUGUAUUUACCACUGAGGGUCACCUUCUUCCUAUAAGAAGUUCUUGGCAUGAGAAACUGCCAGAGUCCUACAUAAGUAAUUGGACAUCAAUAAAGAAUGGAAAUCAAGGAACACAUGCAAGUGCAAUGUCUUUACAAGUUUGUCCGGCAAUGUUCAUUGGUGGAAAUAUCACUCCUUGGGUUGAGAGUGCCUGCCAUGUCCCUGAUUCACGUGUGGAUCACAGGUGUAUUACUGAUGAUGAUUGUGGUAUUGAUUCAACCACCUGUAGGCGAAGAACUUGCAGUAUGGCUGGAUAUUGUGGAUUAUGGUUGUUCAUAUUAUGAUUCCUCAGCAGCAAUCCUAGAUGUAAUAGUGAGCAUUCAUUUAUUAACAAAAAUAAUAAAGUAAAAAAAUAUUAUACAACUUGUGCAGGAGUAAUAUUCUGAGUUGUUGAUAGUUUCACCCGAAAUGCUGAUAGAGGUUUAUGAUAGGGUAUUUUCAUACUCAUGUUUCUGAUUAACUUUUAGAUGGAUCUGUUGCAUAUCAACUCGAUGUAAGAUCGUUCUUGUGUGCAAGUUGGUCAUAGUUAAUAAGGCAUCAUAAGGUUGAUUCGUUCCUCUA